Molecule: messenger RNA, 858 nt
Organism: Neodiprion fabricii
Lineage: Eukaryota; Metazoa; Arthropoda; Insecta; Hymenoptera; Diprionidae
Exons: 1
Coding region: 1-858 (285 amino acids)
Source: RefSeq, a predicted model, not a curated record
AUGGAAAUAGAUUCGGGCGCCAGACCGGCAGUAAUCUCUAAGCAGUGUUAUGAAAAUUUUUUCUCACACGCACCGUUGAUAACUUCUAAAGUAACACUGCGAACGUACAACAAGCUUCUUAUACCAUCUUUAGGAUAUUUAAAGAUAACAGCAGAGAGAAACGGUAUUAAGAAUCAUUUAAUAUCACACGUAGUAAAACAGGGAGGUCCACCCCUUCUAGGUCGCAACUGGUUGCAGGCCUUUGGGUUGUGGCCAAUUCGUUUCCAAAACAAUAUGCACGCGGUCGUUACUAGCAAGCUAGAUAGCUCGAAGCAAACUGUAAAGGUAAAAAACACCGUAGAAACGGAAAGAUUGAAACGCGAAUUCCCUAAGAUUUUUGAAGCCGGCAUAGGCACGUUUACAAAAGGAGAAUUAAUAUUAACACUUAAAGAAGAAGCUCGUCUCAAAUUCCUGCAACCCAGAAAAAUACCAUGGGCGUUACGCGAGAAGGUCGCGCGUAAAUUGUCAAAAUUAGAAGCUUUGAAAAUAAAUUUUCCAGUAGAAUACAGUGACUGGGGCUCACCGGUGAUGCUUGUGCUGAAGAGCGACGGCUCGGUUCGACUCUGUGGUGACUUCAAGGUCACUCUAAAUAAAUACUUAGAAAUUGAUCAUUAUCCUUUACCGAAAGUUGAAGAAGUUUUGGAAACUCUAAGAAGGGGUGAAUUAUUCACAAAGCUCGAUCCAUCAGAAGCUUACCAACAGUUGCCGUUAGCAAAAGAUUCAAAAAAACUUGUGGUAAUAAGUACGCACCUCGGAUUGUUCCAGUACAAUAGAUACCCUAUGGGGUAUCAACCGGCCCGGGAUCAUUUCAGAGGAUAA